This is a messenger RNA of Juglans microcarpa x Juglans regia, 1173 nucleotides long. RefSeq lists its product as uncharacterized. The transcript has 4 exons. NCBI's taxonomy places the organism in Eukaryota, Viridiplantae, Streptophyta, Magnoliopsida, Fagales, Juglandaceae. The coding region runs from base 1 to 1173 and encodes 390 amino acids. The record is from RefSeq and is a predicted model, not a curated record.
AUGCCAAAGAGCAAUGAACUGGUUAUUGGUGGGUCAAAUACAAUCAUUAUUUCUGAGGAUAUAAAUGGAGUUGAUAAAGGGAAGAUGGUGGUAGAUAUGGAGCCAGCGGUGCAUGAGUUUUUUACUUGUGAAAGGCUAACUAUUGAAGGCAGGCAACAAGAUGUUAUGUUCGAAAUUUUAGAAAGUGAGAAUAGGGGCAGUCUAGCCAUAGCAGAUGAGGCAUUUCACUUGGAUCAAGAAGAACAUGGAAAUUCACAUAAGAUGGUUCAUAUGGAGUACCUAGAAUGGAAAUCCUCUGAUCAUUGUCCAAUGUUGAUAGAUUUUGUUAGGGAUAUGACCGGAUAUGGCCCUCAUCCGUUCCGGUUUCAAGAUAUGUGGUGCUCACAUGAAAGCUUUAAUAAAUGUGUGGAAGAUGUGUGGAGUGGGGAGGUUUCUGGGAUGGGUUUGAUUCAGUUGGCAGCCGAACUUAAGAGGCUUAAAUCGGUUCUUAGAGUUUGGAACAAAGAAGUAUUUAGUCAAGUGGACCAUGUGAUCAAGGUCUUAGAAGAACGCAUGAAUUUUCUUGAAUGCCAACUUCAGGAUGGACAUGCCCCAGAUGUGGAAGGUGAGUAUUUACGUGCUAAAGCUGAAUUAGAGUUAUAUGAACAUAGAGAAGAAAUUCAGUUGGCACAGCAGGUGAAGAGGAAGUGGCUUAAAGAGGGAGACAGGAAUACGAGAUUCUUUCAUGAUUUUGUGAAUCAACAUAGGAAAGCUUCGGCGAUUAAUAGAAUGGUUUUACCAAAUGAGGUGAUCUUGGAAACGCCGGAAAUGAUUCACUUGGAAGCACUAAAUUAUUUUCGAAACUUCCUUACAGAAGAGGGGCUGAAUGUUAUUCCAAAAUUAGGGGACUUAGUAUUCUCGGUGGUUAGUGAUGAAGAAAAUUUGGUUCUUUCUAAAAAGCCAUCUGAGGAGGUUUGGAAUGCUUUAUCAUCCGUUCUUAAGAAUAGUAGUCCUGAGCCGGAUGGUUUUAGUUCUGCUUUCUUUAUCCAUUGUUGGGAGACGGUUAAAAAGGACGUGAUUGAAGCUGCGUGUGAUUUUUUCCAAGGUAAAGCAGGGACUGAUGUUUUUGUAUGGGAGCCAUCUUGGGAUGGUGUUUUCUCAGUAGCUUCGGCAUGGGACUCGAUAAGAGUUUGA